Molecule: messenger RNA, 4064 nt
Organism: Bombina bombina (fire-bellied toad)
Lineage: Eukaryota; Metazoa; Chordata; Amphibia; Anura; Bombinatoridae
Product: nodal modulator 3
Exons: 31
Coding region: 46-3675 (1209 amino acids)
Cellular component (GO): endoplasmic reticulum membrane
Molecular function (GO): carbohydrate binding
Source: RefSeq, a predicted model, not a curated record
ACCUUGAGUGUGUGUCAGCAGAAGUCGGAGGUCGGCGUGUUGAGGAUGCAGGGCUGUGUGUUAUGGGUAGCGCUGUGCGCUCUCUGUUUUGUCGGGGUGCAUGGGGCGGACGAUAUUGUCGUGGGUUGCGGAGGGUUUGUGAAAUCUGACGUGGACAUCAACUACUCGCUUAUUGAGAUUAAAUUAUAUACGAAGCAAGGCACGCUAAAAUAUCAGACAGACUGUGCACCUAACAAUGGAUACUUCAUGAUUCCCCUUUAUGAUAAGGGGGAUUUUGUUCUUAAGAUAGAGCCUCCCCUAGGGUGGAGUUUUGAGCCAACAAGUGUCCCACUUCAUGUGGAUGGAGUGAAUGAUAUUUGUACCAAAGGGGAAGAUGUCAACUUUGUAUUUACUGGUUUCUCUGUUACGGGAAAGGUUCUCAGUCGAAACGAGCAUUCAGGUCCUCAGGGUGUACAAGUUGCAAUGCGCCGAGCAGGAAGCGGAGUUAAUUUACAGACCACUGCCACACAAAAAGGAGGAAAGUUUGCCUUUUACAAGGUCCUUCCAGGGGAUUAUGAAAUUGUUGCAUCUCAUCCGAUGUGGACUCUAAAAGAGGCGACCACCAUGGUACAAGUGAUCAGUUCCAAUGCUCAAGCCUUAAACACGCUGAUAGUUGCUGGUUAUGAUGUCUCAGGGUCCGUUCGCAGCGAUGGAGAGCCAAUGAAGGGCGUCAUGUUUUUGCUUUUUUCUUCCUCAAUUAAAAGCGAGGAUAUUUUGGGCUGCAAUUUGUCACCAGUCGAAGGAUUCCAGGGAAAAGAUGAGUCCCUCUCAUAUCUGUGUCACAUCACAUCUGGCGACGAUGGCUCAUUUACCUUCCUGUCACUUCCUAGUGGGGAUUACAGUGUGAUACCUUUUUACAGAGGAGAACGAAUUACAUUUGAUGUUGCUCCAUCCAGAAUGGACUUUACUGUGGAACACGACAGUGUCAAAUUAGAGCCGAUUUUCCAUGUCAUGGGUUUCUCGGUGACCGGGAGGGUUCUGAAUGGACCGGACGGUGAAGGAGUGACUGAUGCUCUGGUUACACUCAACAACCAGAUAAAGGUUACAACUAAUGCGGAUGGAUCUUUCCGUCUGGAAAACAUGACGGCUGGUACAUAUACAAUAGAUGCGCAGAAGGAUCACAUAUAUUUUGACACUCUUACAGUAAAAAUUGCACCAAACACGCCACAGCUUGCUGACAUUAUUGCAACAAGAUUUAGUGUAUGCGGAGACAUUUCUAUAACGCAUUUCCCAGAGUCAAUGAAGCAGAUAGGUAGAUAUAAAAUUACUCUAACACCCCAAGAGAAGGAAAGAACUUCAUCUAUUAUCACAGAAUCCGACGCUCAAGGAACGUUUUGCUUCCAAGCUAGAAAGGGAUCCUACAACAUCCAAGUUAGUAUCUCAGAUGCUGAAGCAAAAGCUGGACUUGCACUGAAGCCUACUCUAUACCCUGUGAUUGUUAUGGAUAGACCAGUUAUGGAUGUCUCUUUUUCUCAGUUCAUGGCUUCUGUUUCUGGCAAAGUAUCCUGUUUAGAUUCCUGUGGUGAUCUGACUGUGACGUUACAAUCUACAAGCCGACAACGUGAGAAGCGCAGUGUACAGGUAUCCGGGAAGACAGAAACUGUUACUUUUGGUUUUGAUCAUGUCUUACCUGGAAAAUACAAAGUGAGCAUAAUUCAAGAAGACUGGUGUUGGAAGAAUAAAUCUUUGGAAUUUGAAGUUACAGAUGAAGACAUUAUGGGAAUUGAGUUCCGCCAGACCGGCUACAUGCUAAGGUGUUCGCUCUCUCAUGCCAUUACACUGGAAUUUUACCAGGAUGGAAAUGGUCCAGAAAAUGUUGGUGUUUAUAAUUUAACAAAGGGAAUUAAUAGAUUCUGUCUUUCCAAACCAGGUGUUUACAAAGUGACGCCGAGAUCUUGCCAUCGUUUUGAACAUGCAUUUUAUACCUAUGAUACCUCUUCACCUAGCAUUCUUACUCUGACUGCUAUGAGACAUCGUGUCCUAGGGACCAUCACAGCAGAUAAGCUAAUGGAUGUCACCGUCACUAUUAAAUCUUCCAUAGACAGUGAGCCAGCCCUAGUUUUAGGACCAUUGAAAUCUGUGGAGGAGACCCGCAGGGAGCAGCAGCUGGCUGAGAUUGAAGCUCGCAAGCUGCAGAGAGAGAAGUCGGACUUGGAAGAUACUGAGAUAAAGUCGCCAAUUCUAGAAGUAGUCGAUGAGCUUCAGGGACCAUUUUCAUAUGAAUUUUCCUACUGGGCCAGAUCUGGUGAGAAGAUCACAGUGACGCCAUCAUCUAAAGAACUCCUCUUUUACCCUCCGUCUGUGGAGACUGUUGUCAGUGGAGAAAGCUGCCCCGGGAAAAUGAUAGAGAUCCAGGGAAAAGCUGGCUUGUUUCUUGAAGGUCAGAUUCAUCCAGAGCUGGAAGGUGUGGAAAUAAUAAUCAGUGAAAAGGGAGCAGCCUCGCCACUCAUUACCGUGUUCACAGAUGAUAAAGGUUCUUACAGUGUGGGCCCAUUACAUAGUGACUUGGAAUACACAAUUUCAGCACAUAAAGAAGGCUUCGUACUUACUGCUGUGGAUGGAACAGUUGGGGAUUUCAAUGCAUUUGCUCUCGCUGGCGUUACUUUUGAGAUUCGAUCUGAAGAUAACCAGCCUCUGGCUGGGGUCCUGCUUUCUCUCAGUGGCGGCUCGUUUCGAUCAAACCUUCUUACUCAGGACAAUGGAAUGUUGACAUUUUCCAAUCUGAGCCCAGGACAGUAUUAUUUCAAGCCCAUGAUGAAGGAAUUUCGUUUCGAACCCUCGUCACAGAUGAUUGAAGCGCAGGAGGGGCAGAACCUGAAGAUCUCGAUCACUGGUUACAGGACAGCUUACAGUUGUUACGGGACAGUUUCCUCUCUCAAUGGUGAACCUGAGCAAGGUGUGUCAGUGGAAGGUAUUGGACAGAAAGAUUGUGCUAUUUAUGGUGAAGACACUGUCACAGAUGAGGAGGGUAAAUUCCGACUUCGUGGGCUGCGGCCUGGCUGUGUGUACCAUGUACAGUUAAAAGCCGAAGGUAAUGACCACAUAGAAAGAGCUCUGCCUCCGUAUCGAGCGAUUGAGGUUGGAAGCAGCGAUAUAGAUGGUGUGAACAUUAUUGCCUUCCGUCAAAUUAAUCAGUUUGACCUGAGUGGAAAUGUGAUUACGUCAUCUGAAUAUCUAUCUACCCUGUUGGUAAAACUUUAUAAAAGUGAAAAUCUGGAUAACCCGAUACAAUCUGUUUCUUUGGGGCAGUCACUGUUUUUCCAUUUUCCACCUCUGCUCCGAGAUGGAGAGAAUUAUAUUGUGCAGUUGGAUUCCACGCUAGCGAAAUCUCAAUAUGAGUACACCCUUCCUCAGAUCUCCUUCAGCACUCUGGGUUACCACAAACACAUCAGUUUAAUAUUCAAUCCCUCCAGAAAGUUGCCUGAGCAAGACAUUGUGCAGGGCUCCUACCUGGCUCUUCCUCUGACACUGCUGCUGCUGUUAGCUGGCUAUAAUCAUGAUAAGCUGAUUCCCCUGCUGCUGCAGUUGACAAGUCGGUUGCAAGGUGUACGUUCUUUUGGACAGACAAAUGCGGAUACUGGAAACCCAGAGGAUGCGAAAAGACUACAAAAAAGACAAAAGACAAGACGGACGUGAAGGGAAUAGGAUGAGAGUAUUAAAGUGUCAACUGUGUCAAGCUCAAGCCUUUGGGACAACUUUGGGAGAACUUACCCAGUUAAGAAGAAACUACUGACUUCAAACAGAAUUUUUAUAUGUCUUCUCUUUUUUUUUUUUCAUUACUGUUCAAGUUUGUACGUUUUAUAAGAAUAUAUAUAUGAAAAAAACUCUCAAAUUAAUUUAGUUCGGUAAUUAAAUGAACAGAUUCCAACAAUUUUGAUAUCAAAGUUUUCUCUGGAGGUAAUUUUUAUUUUUUUAUCAUCACUGAAAUACUUGAUGCCCCUCACAACCUCUGCACAAGACAAAUUAAUUUAUCUUCCUGAUUUCCCAACACGGCACCAAUAAAACUUGUUUUUCUUUUUCUCACA